AUAGUAAGCAGACACCGCCAUUUUGUGUACUUUUACCUGAACAAGUAAACUUGCUAGUUGCAUUCGAUGUGAUUGUGUUUUUUUUUUGUGGAUAAUUGUGUUUUUUAAGGAUGGCCGGGCGAGUCACAUCCUGUGUUCUCAUUUUUAUUUUAGGUCUAAGUGGAGUUUACUCCGAAAAUGAAACUGCACCAGCGGCAAGCGACUCAAGCAUAGUCAUGCAAACUGGCAUAUGCAGGAGAUGUAUAUGCAAAGACAACAAGGUGGACUGCAGUGAGCAAGGUCUAACGAAGUUUUUCCAUAAGAACGAGUGGGAAGCUCUUCAAGAAUUCGCGCCAACAACCGUGGAUAUGAGCGACAAUUCCUUCGAGAACAUCACCGAGAUUGGCAAUUUGACUUCCAUCGAAGUUCUGAACCUGACCCGCUGUGGAAUCGAGUUUCUAGAUAAUGCCAGCUUCAGAGACCUGCAAAGGAUGAGAGUACUGGAUCUGAGUCAUAACAAGCUGACUUCAAGGCUAAGCCCGCAUGUUUUUGAGGGUCGCUACUCACCUGAAAAGUACGAGCCUCUGGAAUCCAUGCGUGUGCUCAGUCUAGCAUACAACGACAUCCAUUCGCUCCACCAGGAUCUCUUCGAGCAUUUACCAGAACUGACCGAGUUGGAUCUCAGUGGGAACCCGCUGCUAACUAUCGACUACCCGACCCUGGUGGCUAUAUCUAGCUUGCCUAUGCUCAAGGUAUUCCGCAUGCGUUCCUGUCAGCUCACAGAGAUCCCAGACAAAUUUCUCCACACCCCCCGCUACCUCGAGCGUUUGGAUCUCAGCGACAACCUCCUAAAAGCAGUCCCUCAAGAACUGGAGGAGACCAAGAACUUGCUGUACCUGAACCUCAACCAGAACCCCAUUCAGGAACUGGACAUGGACUCUGAGGAGUUUCCUGGCUUUCCCCGCCUGCGUAAGCUGAAGGAACUUCACAUGUGUAACAUGCACUCUCUAAAACGCAUCGGUCCUGAAGCGUUGUCAGGGCUGGAGAACUUGGAGAAACUGCACUUGAGUUUCAACCCUCAGCUGUCUGAGUUGAGUCCCAGGGCUUUGGCCAGGCCUGAUGAUAUCGGCGAGACGUAUGAUUGGCCGUUGAUUUCUGAGCUGUACCUCCAAUCCAACAACCUCCCUGAGAUCGACCGCCUGCUCAUCUCUCGCUGGGACCUGGUCAAGGUGGUGGACGUAUCAGACAACCCGUUCAUGUGCGACUGCUCGACCCAGUGGAUGGUGGACAUGCUGGUGCCUGUGGUUGACAAGAUCAGUCCCAACACUUCUAGCAGGAUGGUUUGUAACGAGCCGAUCGAGAUGCGAGGCCUCACGAUGCAGCAUCUGAACAGCAUCCACCGUCACAUGCGCUGCGUCGACAAAUAUGGACACAGACCCGAGAAGGACGGCGCCAUUCUGCUGGGAACUCUCAUCGGUGUCCUUCUAGCAGUACCAGUAAUGCUAUCCCUCAUGCUGCUAUGGAACCGCGGUUACUUCGCCUGCAUCGGUCUGAGGGGUCCUACCAGUGAUUCCCGUGCGUUCUACAAGAGGGCGCCACAUGACGACAACUUCAUGUAGAUGUCGCUUCACGCAUUUUUUAUAAUAUAGAAUUAAAAAUUAAGAGAAAUGUAAAAAAAAGAAAGAGUGAUGACAACUUCAGGUAGAUACUUCAAGCGUUUUUAAAAAUAGAGACAAAAUUAAGGAAGUGUUUAAUUAAGAGAAAAAAAAUAAGUAAAACGAGAAAUAAAAUAAAGAUGUGAUUGCAAAAACUUCCAAAAUAUCUAGAUGCUGCUUUUUAUUGGUAAAGAUAAAGAACAUAAGUAUUUAACUGAUUUUUAAGGCAUUUUAAUGUGUGACAAAAAAGUAUGAUUAU
Ostrinia furnacalis (Asian corn borer) is the source of this 1893-nucleotide messenger RNA. Its product is annotated as leucine-rich repeat neuronal protein 1. The record is from RefSeq and is a predicted model, not a curated record. The transcript has 10 exons. Gene Ontology annotation, molecular function: protein binding. Lineage: Eukaryota; Metazoa; Arthropoda; Insecta; Lepidoptera; Crambidae. Bases 111 to 1598 code for a protein of 495 amino acids.